Molecule: messenger RNA, 1167 nt
Organism: Botrytis cinerea B05.10
Lineage: Eukaryota; Fungi; Ascomycota; Leotiomycetes; Helotiales; Sclerotiniaceae
Exons: 4
Coding region: 62-913 (283 amino acids)
Molecular function (GO): protein binding
Source: RefSeq, a predicted model, not a curated record
GUUCAUACAUGCUCCACGCCAGCAGACCUUCCAGAAUACAGCCCGGAAUCAUUCAUUCAUCAUGACGACACGUACCGAAAAGUUUCAGCGCAAACCUCGCGACGCCGAUGCCGAACCAUCAGAAGCUGAAGAAAUCCUAAGAUUCUCUCCCGAAGAAGAAGCUUCUCUCCUCGCCGAAUCCAACACACUAAAGGCCUCUGCCAAUACUCUAUUCUCCCAGAAAGCAUACAAAGAAGCUAUCGAUACAUACGAAAGCGCAUUAUCGACGUGUCCGAAAUAUUUAGAAUAUGAGAGAGCGGUAUUGAAGAGUAAUGUGGCGGCUUGCCAUUUGAAAUUAGAGGCGUGGAAGGAAGCUGCCAAAGCAAGUUCAGAAGCUUUAGAUGGGCUAGAGAAGUUGCAGAAAGACGAGGCGCCGGACAAGAAGAAAGAUGAGAAUAGGGAAACAGAAAAGGAGGAGGUGAAAGAAGAGGAAGAAGCGGACGAGGAAAUCAUCAGUGAGGGAGCUACAAAAGCGGAGGAUACUAGAGGAAAGAAUAUUGAUGACGCGAAAGAGAGUCGAGCAAAUGACAUUGAGAGAAUAAGAGCCAAAGCUUUGAUGAGAAGAGCGAGGGCUAGGAGUGAACAGGACGGAUGGUCUACUUUAGCUGGUGCUGUGGAAGAUUACAAACUCCUUUCAACCUUUACCAACCUCUCCGCCAUUGAUCGCAAAACAGUUGAAACACAACUUCGCGUCCUACCACCAAAAAGUAAAGCAGCUCAAGAUAGAGAAAUGGGCGAGAUGAUGGGAAAAUUAAAACAGUUCGGGAAUGGCAUAUUAAACCCAUUUGGAUUAUCUACAGACAAUUUUCAGAUGGUUAAAGAUGAGAAGACUGGUGGGUAUAGUAUGAAUUUUAACCAAGGAGGGAAUUCAUAACUACAACUUUGUGGUUCCAAGAUAGGAUUAGAGGUCACACCAUAGUUAUAUGUCUACCCCGAGAGUAAGUAUGCCUGGGUAACUAUAUUCGAGACUUACAUCCUAUAUCCUUACAUUUUGAAGCAGCUGGCAUGUACGAGGAAAAUGAAUUCUGAUAAUGGCCUCAUCACACCGCAUCUUCGCCUAACACAACAAAUCCUCUCGGGCGUGCUUCGUGUGCCCAUUCGAUAACAAGAAUAUUAAUCGGAUUCACA